UUUCAAUUUGUCAACAUCCUCUAUAGAAAGUUUAAAAUGGCAGAAAAUCCCAACCACUGAUAAUUUUGAACUCAUUCAGUGUUCAGCUUCAAUAUUCUAUGACAAAAAUAUAGAAUUUUCAUUCACAACUCGGAUAUUCUAUGACAAAAUAUAGAAUUUUCAUUUUCUAUCAAGUUGAAAUCGAGAGUGAAAUUAUUUUCCAAAAUGAAUGACAUUGUUUUACAAAAGGUAACACUAAGAACUUUAGAACCAACAAUUUUCAAUGGACUUAUUGUUGGAGUAAUAAUCGCCAAACAAGAAAGUAGGCAAUUUGUUGAUUCACAAGCUGGAAGUACCAGAGCAGUUUUGAACUUCACCAUCAGGGAUUCCUUGCAGGACUUUAUUAACGUCACAUACUGGGGAAAUUUGGAAGUGAUUCUCAAUGUCGACGAAAAUUUCCACAUAGGGGACGUUGUAGAAAUAAUAAGACCGCAGAUAGUUAUAAGAAAAUUCAAUGACUAUGGAGAGCAAUUUAGACCAAAAGUUACGUCGCCGUUUGCUCUCAUCAUGAACGACCUGUCCGAUAUUCUCCACCACCAAGGCUGUAAUGUUGAUAGCUACAAAAAAUUGCUACGUUGGCCUACAAAACCUCCUGGUUUUGUGCCAAUCAGAGACUUGCAUAAUGGUGGACUUUCCAUCAAAGGUACCUACGCCGAUAUAUUGGGAGCUGUUGCAUCCACUAGUAAUGUAAGAAUGGUUAAACUGAAAAAUGGUAGAGAAGCACCAGUAGUAGACCUAAUGCUUUUCGACCAAACUCAUUCCGGUUUAAGACUGACCAUUUGGAACAAAGAGUACAUCAACAAAGCAUCGCAUUGGAAACCGAGAGAAACUAUUAUCUUUGUAACAGAUGUGAAGAUAGACUGGUCUGGAUUUCAUAAAACAAUAGUUGCUACCUUCAGUUCAAGAUCCAUUCUCACUGAGAAUCCUAUAGGUAUAGAAGCAAAAAACCUGGCUACAUAUGCAAAAACUGCGAAGUUAGAGGCUCCAAACUCGUGGAACCAAACACUUGAUCUGCCAGAUGUAGAUAGAAUUCAGAACGUAAUGAGUAUCCAACAGAUUCAAAACAGAUUAGCUUUAGGAAGAGAGUCUGUACAAAACGUACAGUUUACAGCACUUAUUUAUGCUGUUGUCACACAUCUAGAUCUGGAUGGAUACAAUAGACUGAUUAGUCAAAGAUGUGGUCACUGCAAAUCACUGAUUAAAAUAACAAAUACUUCAGGAAAAUGCGAUAAUUCUAUAUGUCCUGUAGGACAGAACCAAGAAUUUGCAGAGCCUGAAGUUCAGUUCGAUAUUCGAAUGAAUAUUUCUGACCAUACAGGAAAUCUGAAUGAUUGCAGGUUGACCGGAAGAACUGCAGAAAUUGUGCUGGGCUGUUCGGUACACGAAUUUUUGCAAAUGCCUCAAAGUGACAGAGCUAAACUGAAAUGGAGGUAUCUAUUAGAGAGAUGUGCUAUUCGAAUAUACAUUUAUUUCGAUAAUAAUCAAAAAGCUGUUGUCUCUAUUCAAGGUUGCAGCAUUGCCGACACUUUAGAAGUAGCCGAAAGAAUUCCUGUUUAUUAAUUUUCAACUCAAAUUACUCUCUAGUAAGGAUGUCAAAUUUGAUUUCCCAUUUGAUAAUUUUUUUUUGUUCCAAUAAAUGAUUGAAAUGUUA
Messenger RNA from Harmonia axyridis, 1690 nucleotides. RefSeq names its product meiosis-specific with OB domain-containing protein (gene hdm). Gene Ontology annotation, biological process: resolution of meiotic recombination intermediates. The transcript has a single exon. The record is from RefSeq and is a predicted model, not a curated record. Gene Ontology annotation, molecular function: single-stranded DNA 3'-5' DNA exonuclease activity; single-stranded DNA binding. Bases 205 to 1599 code for a protein of 464 amino acids. NCBI's taxonomy places the organism in Eukaryota, Metazoa, Arthropoda, Insecta, Coleoptera, Coccinellidae.